GUUCAAGUCUUUUCUGUUCGCGCUCAGUUGUGUGAGCCUCGGCGGAUACCGUAGUCAGGUGAUCUGAACCGGAACUGUUGCCGGGUGCGGCCAUGGCUCCAGACCCCUGGUUGUCGAUGUAUGAUUCUACUUAUCUUAUUGCUCAAGAAAUUGCUGAAAAAAUUCAAGAACGCAACAGAUGUCAGAGGAAUGGUGAAAGUACAACUAAGCUCAAUGCUGUCAUCCGGUCACUGCUGCCAAGUCUCAAAGAAAAGACUGAUCAUCUGAAGGAACUGCUGUUUCGCUCUGUAUCAACACGUCAGAUAACACAACACGAAGGAGAUAGACGGCAGAAUUUACUGGAUGAUCUUCUCACACGACAUGGACGACUUCAGGCAUCUUUCAGAAAUGAUGACACGGAACCAGAAGUGAUAAGGUCCAGCCUAAUGACAGGAAGGGUCAAGCAUGGCACAACAAACCCAUGGCUUGUGGAAGAACCUGAGGAAACCAGGGGCCUUGGCUUCGCUGAUAUCCAGCAGCAGCAACAGAGAAUCAUUGAAGAGCAGGACGCUGGUCUUGAUGCUCUCUCUUCAAUCUUGUCUCGACAAAAACAGAUGGGGCAGGAAAUUGGGAAUGAACUGGAGGAACAGAACGGGUUAUGUGCUAGCAAGCCAACAAGAGUAGGUUUUGGAGGUGGUGGCCUGGCAGUGGGAUGGGAUUCUUGGUGAAGACGCUACCCUUG
Molecule: messenger RNA, 721 nt
Organism: Sphaerodactylus townsendi
Lineage: Eukaryota; Metazoa; Chordata; Lepidosauria; Squamata; Sphaerodactylidae
Gene: STX8
Product: syntaxin 8
Exons: 7
Coding region: 93-707 (204 amino acids)
Source: RefSeq, a predicted model, not a curated record